Molecule: messenger RNA, 1408 nt
Organism: Thamnophis elegans (Western terrestrial garter snake)
Lineage: Eukaryota; Metazoa; Chordata; Lepidosauria; Squamata; Natricidae
Gene: CCNA1
Product: cyclin A1
Exons: 9
Coding region: 1-1347 (448 amino acids)
Biological process (GO): mitotic cell cycle phase transition; regulation of cyclin-dependent protein serine/threonine kinase activity
Cellular component (GO): cytoplasm; nucleus; cyclin A2-CDK2 complex
Molecular function (GO): cyclin-dependent protein serine/threonine kinase regulator activity
Source: RefSeq, a predicted model, not a curated record
AUGUCCCCUACUUUAAAAGCUGUUCAGUCCCAGUUUCUGAAAACCAAACUUCAUGUCAUUUGCUCAAAUUUAAAUGCCCUUGGUUCAGUAUCAGCUGCUGAUUUGCAGGAAAUGUAUCAUAGUAACAAGGAUGAUGAGAUGGUACAAGCUGGACUCCGGGGUGCCCUGCCACUUCCAGUUGUACCCCAUGACAGUCAGAAUUCCCAGCACAGAGUUAUUCUUGGGGAGCUGAGAGAAAAUGGACAAUGUCUAAGAUCUUCUUCCCACGGACUUUCCAUGAUGAGACCAGUAUCAGGAUCAGAAAAUAUUUUUCCUAUGACUGGCAAAUAUCUAAUGCCAACCUCUGUAUCAUCCAAGAAAAGCGUUACUGUUUACAUAAAUAAAGUGGAAGAGAGAAGCAAAAAUGAUUUUAUAGCUGCAGAAGAAGUGGAAUAUAGUAUGUGUGAAACGGAGGCCAGUACAGUAAAACCUAACCUUCAUCUACUGUUGAACUUAAGUACAGUGUCUCCAAUGUUGGUGGAUAAGUCUCUGCAAAAUGAAGAUUGUGAGGAUAACGAAUUGGACAUGAGUAUUGAUGAAUAUGCAGAAGAUAUACAUAAUUAUUUAAGAGAUGCCGAAGUAAGAUACAGGCCCAGACCAUGCUACAUGAGGAAGCAGCCUGAUAUAACCCCAGGGAUGCGUGCCAUCUUAGUAGACUGGCUAGCAGAAGUUGGUGAAGAAUACAAGCUUCAGACAGAGACGUUGUACCUUGCUGUGAACUACUUGGACAGAUUUCUUUCUUGCAUGUCGGUCCUCAGAGGAAAAUUGCAACUUGUAGGAACAGCAGCAAUUCUCCUGGCUGCGAAAUAUGAAGAAAUCUAUCCCCCAGAAGUAGAAGAAUUUGUGUACAUAACAGAUGACACUUAUUCCAAAAAGCAACUGUUGCGAAUGGAACACCUGCUUCUUAAAGUACUUGCUUUUGAUUUAACUGUGCCAACCGUCAAUCAGUUCCUCCUUCAAUAUUUACAAAGACACAGUGUAAGUCUUAAGAUGGAGAACUUUGCGAAGUACAUAGCAGAAUUGAGUCUCCUUGAAGCAGACCCAUUCCUGAAGUAUCUGCCCUCACAAAUGGCAGCAGCUGCUUAUUGCCUAGCAAACUACACUGUGAACCGGCAUUUCUGGCCAGAAACUCUUGCUGCUUUCACUGGAUACUCACUGAGUGAGAUUGUGCCUUGCCUAAGUGACCUGCACAAAGCAUGCCUCGAUGCGCCUCAUCGACAGCAGCAAGCAAUAAGGGAAAAAUACAAGCUGACUAAAUAUAUGCAAGUUUCCCUCCUGGAGCCACCAACUGUUCUACCUCUACAAUGAAUUGCAGCAUGCCCAGAAAAACACAGAAGCUGAAGCACUUGCCUCUUGAUCAAUAGAGUUG